Molecule: messenger RNA, 1864 nt
Organism: Euleptes europaea (tarantolino)
Lineage: Eukaryota; Metazoa; Chordata; Lepidosauria; Squamata; Sphaerodactylidae
Gene: SLC27A2
Product: solute carrier family 27 member 2
Exons: 10
Coding region: 1-1863 (620 amino acids)
Cellular component (GO): endoplasmic reticulum
Molecular function (GO): long-chain fatty acid transmembrane transporter activity; long-chain fatty acid-CoA ligase activity
Source: RefSeq, a predicted model, not a curated record
AUGCUGUCCAGCGUGUGCACGGCGCUGGCGGGGCUGCUGCUGGUGCCGCUGCUGGUGGGGCUGGCGUGCCCCUACCUGCUGCAGGACCUGGCCUUCUUCGUCCGCCUGGCGCGCGCCUCGCAGCGGGCGCGCCGGGCGGGCUCGCGCGUCCCGCCGCGCGCCCUGCCCGAGCUCUUCGGCCGCCAGGCGCGGCGCCGCCCCGGCAAGGCCCUGCUGCUCUUCGGCGAGCGGGUCUACACCUACGGGCAGGUGGAGCGGCGCAGCAACCGGGCGGCGCGCGCCCUGCGCGGGGCGGCCGGGCUGCGGCCGGGCGAGGCGGUGGCCCUCUUCCUGGGCAACCGGCCCGCCUACGUGUGGCUCUGGCUGGGCUGCGCCAAGCUGGGCUGCCCGCUGGCCUGCCUCAACUGCAACGUCCGCGCCCGCGCCCUGCUCCACUGCUUCCGCUGCAGCGGCGCUAGGGUGCUGCUGGCCGACCCAGACCUAAAAUCGGCUAUUGAAGAAGUACUGCCGACCCUGAAGGAAGAAAACGUGGCCGUUUAUUACUUAAGCAGGACGUCCGACACCGAGGGAGUCGACAGUUUCCUUGACAAAAUGGAUGCUGCCUCGGAUGAACCUGUCCCGCAGUCUUGGAGAUCAAAUGUCACCAUUAAAAGCCCUGCUUUGUAUAUUUAUACCUCUGGAACCACAGGUCUUCCCAAAGCUGCCCUGAUUACCCACGAGCGCACCCUGUUGGCUUGCGGUCUGAUUACUGCCAGUGGCGUUACGUCUGAGGAUAUCAUCUACACCGCCCUGCCGUUGUAUCACAGCGCCGCCCUCUUGGUAGGCGUAAACGGCUGCAUCAUGCAAGGUGCCACUCUAGCACUGCGGUCUAAAUUUUCCGCUACACAAUUUUGGGACGACUGCAGGAAAUACAACGUCACUGUCAUACAGUAUAUUGGGGAAGUGCUUCGGUAUCUGUGCAAUGUACCAUCGAAAGACAAUGAUCGUGAUCAUAGAGUAAGGCUCGCCAUAGGGAACGGCCUGCGGGCGGAUGUUUGGAGGGAAUUUAUUAGAAGGUUUGGGAACGUGCGCAUUUUUGAAUUCUAUGCUGCAACUGAAGGAAAUGUGGGAUUUGUGAAUUAUACUGGGAAAAUUGGAGCUGUAGGAAGAUUAAACUACUUCCAUAAGAAAAUAAUUCGCUACGACCUGAUUAAAUACGAUGUAGAGAAAGAUGAACCUAUCCGUGAUGAAAAUGGCUACUGUAUCAAAGUUCCCAAAGGGGAAGUGGGACUCUUGGUCUGCAAAAUCACACGCUUUGCUCCAUUCAGCGGCUACGCAGGGGCGAACAGCCAGACGGAGAAGAAGAAGCUAAGAGACGUCUUCCAGAAAGGGGACGUGUACUUCAACAGCGGGGAUCUUCUAAUGAUUGAUCGCGACAAUUUCAUUUAUUUCCACGACAGAGUGGGAGACACGUUUCGAUGGAAAGGAGAAAAUGUAGCUACAACGGAAGUUGCUGAUAUUUUAGGACUAUUGGACUUUAUCCAGGAAGUGAAUGUAUAUGGUGUAGCUGUGCCAGGUCACGAAGGCAGGAUAGGAAUGGCAUCCGUUCGGCUGAAGGAGGGCUGCGAGUUCGACGGAGGACGAGCCUAUCGGCACGUUGCAGACUACUUGCCCGCUUACGCAAGGCCUCGUUUUGUGAGGAUUCAGGAUGCCAUUGAGACUACAGGAACAUUUAAAUAUCGGAAGGUGCAGUUAGCUGAAGAAGGAUUCAACCCAGCGGUUAUCAAAGAGACCAUGUAUUUCCUGGAGGACAAAGAAAAAUCAUACAUACUCCUGACCGGGGACAUUUACAACUCGAUAUGUAGCAAUAGUCGGAAACUAUAAA